Cyphellophora europaea CBS 101466 is the source of this 2358-nucleotide messenger RNA. RefSeq lists its product as uncharacterized. NCBI's taxonomy places the organism in Eukaryota, Fungi, Ascomycota, Eurotiomycetes, Chaetothyriales, Cyphellophoraceae. Bases 1 to 2358 code for a protein of 785 amino acids. The transcript has a single exon. Gene Ontology annotation, cellular component: Set1C/COMPASS complex. Gene Ontology annotation, biological process: positive regulation of DNA-templated transcription. The record is from RefSeq and is a predicted model, not a curated record.
AUGGACACUUCUUCCGAUGCCGUUGUAUCCCAUAUGAGCAACGGCCAGUCUUUUGAAAUCACUGACCCCGUGUUUCCGACUGCGAUCCAAGAACUCAAGCACGAAACCACAGGGGAACCAGGUCCAAUGCAAUCACAAUAUCCACUCGAGGGUUUAGAAAACAAUGCGCAUGGCGAUAUGAAUAUUGACCCAGGUCCACUGUCACAUCCGCCCUCCGAGCAGCUAUCCGAGCAGAAAUCAGAAGACAAGAAGUCUACGAAACCCCGAAAGCGUCAUGACCCUGAUGCUGAACCACGUUCCUCGAUCCAUUCCUCCAAGAAUGAGGGCCAGCAUACUGACAAGCGAUACCUCUGCUACGUCUGUCACAAGCUCUUCACCCGCCGGCGCUCCGUCCGCGAUCAUAUCGCAAAGAUUCAUGGCAGCAAGUCUUGGGAGCCUCUGAAGAGCUUAGAGGUGACUGUAGAUCCGGAUACAGGAGAGCCAGUCGAGUCGAUCGAUGAUGUGGUUGCCAGAGGCCCACCGUCUGCGCCAGAGAGACCAGCUGCCAAACCCAAGAAAGAGAAGGAGUCAAAGGCAGGGAGCCCAGAAGCCGCCGAUGAACAGCCUAGUGCCAGCGCUGUGGCUCCGGACACAGAUCCUAAACCUGGGGCUGAAUUCGACCUUGGCGAAUUUCCCAGCGAGUCGCCCAAGGAUGAAACUCCUGAGCGCUCCAUUGCAGAAGAGAAGCGUCCAAAGGUGCUCGCAUCGGAUCGCAAAAGCACGCCGAAAGUUGACACUACCGAAGCUGCGAGGAGUACAUCGACUCAACCUACUCAACCUGCGCCCGUCAUUGGCAAGAAACGACCUGCCGCAGAAAGCCUAAAGCCCUUGCCCUCAGCUCUUACCAAGAAGGGAACAGCCAAGCCGAGGCCGAAGAAGCCACGACUCACCGAGAGCGACUCUGUCUCGGAUCGCGGUACACCAUUUCGAUCGCCAAGCGCGACUCCGCUGUCAGCCCGACCUCAGUCGUCCAAGCUCAAGAAACAGCUCAGUGCUGCCUCAUCGCCAGCCUCUUCGCGAGCAGCUUCUGUUGAGCGUGCUUCGCCUUCACCCUCUGUUGCCGACACCCCGGGUAGUUCGAAUGACGACGGUGAGGUCUUUUGCAUCUGCCGUAGAGGCGAUAACCAUACCUGGAUGAUUGCCUGCGACGGCGUCUGUGAGGAGUGGUAUCACGGCAAGUGUGUCAACAUCAGGGAAAGAGACGGUGACCUCAUCGACAAGUACAUUUGCCCACGGUGUACACGGGACGAUUUACAAACCACAUGGAAACGCAUGUGCCGUCGACAAGAUUGUCGCAAGCCAGCCAGAGUCUUCCAGGACCCGCCCAGCAAGUACUGCAGCAAAGAGUGUGGAAGGAUGUUCUUCGUUGAACUUGUUCGCCGCGGCGAUCCAUACAUCGAGACUCUAAAGAACGACCAGUUUAUCAUCGACGCCAAUCGGCCCAAGAAAAUGCGAAAGAAGCGUAAGGCAGCCAACAUCAAUCUCAAGGACAGUCCGCGAAAGGCGCUGCCGGAGACCGCUGGCGAUGCUAUCGAGAACUCUGACAGCCGGAUGGCCACUCCCGCCUACAGUGAGGAGGAGAGGAGCGAAUACGAGACCGACUCAAGCGCUGAUGAGGACGAGCUGCCGAAUCGAGGCGGUCCUCUUCGCGCCGGCGAAGUUAAAGCAAUUACGGAGCAGUGCAAAACCCUGGACCAGUGGAUCGACCUCGGACGUAAGCCAGACACUCCUCCCCCGGAGUCAGAGGACAACAAAGCGGAAGUAUUACUGGAUGACUUCGAGAAAACCAAGCUUGCCGAGAUUCAACAGCAGAAAGUCGAAAACACCAACCAACUCGCCAUCCUCGACGCGAGAGAAAAGUUUCUGGACGCUGUAAAGGCGAGAAGCGGCGGCAUCACCGACGAAGUUAAGAAAUCACUUCCAAAGUCCAAAGACCUCUGCGGCUACGACCCGCGCCUGGCCUGGAACGAAGAUGUCUUCAACAACUGGUACCACACUAAGGGUGGGAGGGAGAUCUUGAAUUCUGCUAACCCGAAAAUAGGUCCACCUGAUGAUGACAUGUUCACAGGUGACGACGGCCAGAGGCUAAUCAAUGGAGUGGAUGACAAUAGUGAUGGCGAAGGUGAAGGUGGGCGGCCUUUGAGGAAAGGGGGAAUAUGUGUCAAGAACAAAUGUCCAAGACAUCGCCAAUGGGCUCGAACACAACUGGCAGAGAUCCGGUUCGAGCAAGACGUGAUAAAGCGAUGCAUCAGGAAGACAGAGGAACUCGAACGAGGGAUCAAGGAUCGUGCCAGCUUGAGAGCGUGGGAACGGCAGUAG